Messenger RNA from Fusarium proliferatum ET1, 639 nucleotides. Its product is annotated as related to pyrimidine 5`-nucleotidase. The record is from RefSeq and is a predicted model, not a curated record. The coding region runs from base 1 to 639 and encodes 212 amino acids. NCBI's taxonomy places the organism in Eukaryota, Fungi, Ascomycota, Sordariomycetes, Hypocreales, Nectriaceae. Gene Ontology annotation, biological process: nucleotide catabolic process; pyrimidine nucleobase metabolic process. The transcript is spliced from 2 exons. Gene Ontology annotation, molecular function: nucleotidase activity.
AUGAUAGGUAUUGGUGUCAAGGACGUUUUCUCCCGCCUCAUCAACGCCUACUUCCAGAGCCGUCUCGGCUUCAGCAAGGAAGAGACAAUUCUACUUCGAAACGAAUACUUCAGAAGCUACGGUUUGAUCAUGGAGGGUCUAGUCUCCAAUUAUCAGGUUGAUCCGCUAGAAUUCAACAGCAUGGUCGACGAUGCCCUUCCAUUUGAUUCCCUCAUCAAGCUCAACCCGGAACUCCGCCAGUUACGGGAGGAGAUCGACAAGGGGAAGUUUAAGCUUUGGCUGUUCAGUAAUGCCCAUAUCACGCAUGUCAAGAGAGUGGUCUGCCUUUUGGGUGUUGAAGAUCUGUUCGAGGGCGCAAUAUACUGUGACUACUCCAAAGAGCCUUUGGUGUGCAAACCACAGUCUGCCAUGUUUGAAACAGCUAUGAGAGUAGCAGGCCCCAAACGAUGUAGCGAUUGCUAUCUGAUUGCAGAUGAUUCUUAUCGUAAUUGUCAGGGUGCAGAGUCAUUUGGCUGGACCGCGGUGCAUUUAGUGGAAAAAGGCAUUGCCAAAGAACCAGCCUUCAGACAUCAAAUUCGAAGUCUUGAAGAAUUACGUGAGAUUUUUCCUGGUUGGUUCAAAGGUCAAGCCAACGGUUAA